Penicillium riverlandense is the source of this 408-nucleotide messenger RNA. Its product is annotated as serine hydrolase domain-containing protein. The coding region runs from base 1 to 408 and encodes 135 amino acids. The record is from RefSeq and is a predicted model, not a curated record. The transcript has a single exon. Lineage: Eukaryota; Fungi; Ascomycota; Eurotiomycetes; Eurotiales; Aspergillaceae.
AUGACCAUGUUGUCAACUGCAGCGCUCGAUGCGCUGAAAACCAAGCUCGAAGCCGCCUGCAGCGACCCCGAAAAGGGCCUGCCAGGCGCUUCAGUUGCAGUUGUUGGAAAGGAUGGCCGCCAAUUAUUUUCUCAUGCCGCGGGGCAGCGAGGCUUGCGAGCCUCCGAAACCAUGGAUCAGGACACCGUCUUUUGGAUCGCCUCAUGCACCAAACUCAUUACCGCCAUUGCAUGCAUGCAACUGGUUGAGCAGGGCCGGCUUCCUCUAGAUGAUCCGGAUUCCAUUGAGCGUAUCUGUCCUGAGUUGAAGGAUGUUCAGGUCUUAAGGGAUGAUGGCACCUUGGAGGAGAAGGAGGAUCGCAUCACGCUGAGGAUGCUAUUGAGCCAUACUGGUUCGGAAUCACACUAG